UGCACAAUUAUACAAUGCAGGAAUGACAGGGCAGAGUUCCCAUAUCGUUAGCCUAAUUUCAUAAUUGCCAAAGUCUGAACGUUUUCGGAAAACAAGAAAAAAAAGAUAGCAAGCAGUUUUAUUGAGUCAAUCAAAAAAUAACAAUUAUACUGUUGGGCUAAAAAUAUGGCUACUUUUUAAGGAUGGUUGGUUGAAUGUAAAUAUUUGUGAAUGUACAUUGUCAGUAAUUUGAACCCUCUUGUUAUGUUGAAGGUAACUGACCAUUUUUAAAGUUUAAAAAUCUUUAAAAAAUAUAUAUAUACAAUACAAAACUUCUUCUGCUUGGUUUAUCUUGCGUAAUCAACAUGUUUAUAUUAUAUAGUACAUCCUGUUCGGGUCAAUUUGACAGGAGUUAGAUGUCUCCCUAUACCAUUGACCUCAUCUGUAAAGUGCAUAGUACUGUUAAUGACUUUCGUCGGGAACCUUUUCUGUUCCUGUGAUCAAAUUCAGCAUUCUACUCAGGAAGGGAGGGCCAAGACAUAUAAAGAUUCUCUGAAUGAGAGUCCUGCCAACUUAACUUCUGAUCAUGAAAUAGAAGCUGUGUCUGAAGAUGAAGACCUUCUUGACAUCAAUUCUAAGUCUGAUAUUUCUGAUAAUGAACCAACAGAGACAGCUGCUAUUUAUAUUCCUCUAAGCAAGACAUAUACAUCAAAAAAAUAGUGAAAUGCAUGGCCUUCAUCCCCAAAUAUGCAUCAGACAAAACUGUCUGCAGAAAACAUAACAAAUGACUCACUUGUCUUGAGCGGGUCAUGUGAUCCUGAACAAAACAGGUUUCCCCCAUCAUAAAAAAAUAAAAUGGAAAACAAAAAUUUUAAACAAUGAAUGUGUAUUAAAACUGCCGUAUUUUAUAUGUCUUAUAUGUUUUUCCGAUGUACAUUUAAAAAAAAAAAAAAAAAAAUGGUCAAAUUGAACCAGAGAAAUCACUGCUGUUCCUGAGAAAUGAACAUAACAGGAGGGUUGAUGGAUUUCAUGAAAUAAAAAUGUAAAUGAAAUAAAAUGUGAUCUUUUUCAUAAGAAUCAUAGGGGUGACCGCAAGCACGUUAGGGUAUCCGAUGCCUGCGCUUGUGUGAAUUUAGUCCUCUUUAUAGCUCUAUAUCGCCAUCCUGUGUUCACACACUGCAACCUGUCUUCCACAAUACUCACUAUACUUGUGAAAAGACCAUCUAUCCAGAAAGUACAUAUUUGCCUCGUUGUCUAGACUUAAGUAUAGUUCAUUAAUUUUAUUUUUAUCAUAUAUACCAAGUUUUAAGGGACACGCGUCGCGUUGUUUCUUGCUUCCAUGCAACCUCUCUGUGGAAGUGCUGCGUCCUUCCAUUGGCCAGCACAUCGACGGGGGCGGGGACAGGCCCACGUGCUUUUUAAAGUCUGUCUUUGCAACGACAAACAUCUUCUUCAGUGCAGCUGGAGAGGGUUAUGGCAGAAAUUUCAGUUCCACACAGGAAGCUUGGAGAGCAUAAUAAAAAAGCCGAGAGAAUAAAAGAGAGGAAGUGUGCGUAUCUGUUGCACAUGGGACUUACUUCAUUGAGAAAACAUACCAUUUGCAUCAAGGACCAACGGCUCACUUCAUUGAUGAGGUCUGAAACAGGAGUCAGAGAGGAGUGACUUGCCCUCACCUACAGUGCUCAGCACUGUCAGAGAAUCCUACGUUUGUCCAAACUUUCUCCACGAGUUUGUCCUGGGAUUAUUCAAAACUGUUUCUCCAACGCUUUUACCAAAAACUUAGACUGUUUUCCAAAGCAGAAUCGGCCCAGCCCUCCCAGGUGGAAGUGAUGGGGAGUGUGCGAAGCCACCGUUACAGCAUUGUGUCCUCUGAAGAAGACGGCAUGAAGUUGGCAACAAUUGCUGUCCCCAAUGGCUACGGCAAUGGCAAUGUCAACAAAGGCCACACAGGGCACCAACAUCAGAGCCGCUUUGUCAGGAAGGAUGGCCACUGCAAUGUGCAAUUUAUCAAUAUGAGUGAGAAAGGCCAACGUUAUCUGGCAGAUAUCUUCACCACCUGUGUGGACAUUCGCUGGCGCUGGAUGCUGCUCCUAUUCUGUCUUUCUUUCCUGUUGUCGUGGUUGUUUUUUGGUUUUGUCUUCUGGGUAGUGGCCCUCUUGUAUGGAGACUUAGAGAAUGAGACUCAGAUGUGUGUCUCCAAUGUGAACAGCUUCACAGCUGCCUUUUUGUUUUCAGUGGAGACCCAAACCACAAUUGGCUAUGGUUAUCGCUAUGUGACAGAGGAAUGCCCUGUUGCUGUUUUUAUGGUGGUCUUCCAAAGCAUUGUGGGUUGCAUUAUUGAUGCUUUUAUCAUUGGUGCUGUCAUGGCCAAGAUGGCAAAGCCCAAAAAGAGAAACGAAACCCUGGUGUUCAGCCACUACGCUACAGUGGCUAUGAGGGAUGGUAAACUUUGCCUUAUGUGGCGGGUGGGGAACCUGAGGAAGAGCCACCUGGUGGAGGCCCAUGUAAGAGCCCAGCUGCUCAAGUCCCGCACCACUGCUGAAGGAGAAUUCAUCCCUUUGGACCAGGUCGACAUCGACGUAGGCUUUGAUAGUGGCAUUGACAGAAUCUUUCUGGUGUCUCCAAUUACCAUUGUGCAUGAGAUUGACGAGGACAGUCCAUUCUACGAGAUGAGCAAACAAGAGUUGGAAACAACAGAGUUUGAGAUUGUAGUAAUCCUGGAGGGUAUGGUUGAGGCUACAGCCAUGACUACUCAGUGUCGGAGCUCCUAUGUGGCCAGUGAGAUUCUCUGGGGCCACCGCUUCGAGCCAGUGCUCUUUGAAGAAAAGAACUACUACAAAGUGGACUACUCUCGCUUUGACAACACCUAUGAGGUGCCCAGCACACCCAACUGUAGUGCCAGGGAACUGGCGGAGAGGAAGUCCAGUGCCUCCAGCUCAAGGAACUCCUUUUGUUACGAGAAUGAAGUGGCUCUUCAGAAAGUUGAGAUGGAGGAGGAGUUUGACGAGGUGAAAAACAGGGACAUGAGCUGUGUUGAGGUUGGUGCACUUGAAGACACAAACACAGAUGUGGUCUCAGACUCUGAAAGCAACUUGGACUCUUUACCUUUGGAGUCAAGGCCUUUGACGGCAGAAUCAGAAAUGUGACUGCAGGUGUAAAGAAGUGUUUAAUCUUACCUGAGGGUAUGUCAAAGUUUGUUUGGACAUUGGUCCUGAUGCUGUUCUAAUAGUGCAUGACAGUUUGUAAAAUCCUGUGAUGAAAUUCUCUAUGCAGAACUCCAUUCAUGUGAUACAACGGAAAACCAAACAUGUUAUAGUGUAUGGCAAGUGAUGUUAAAUUUAUUACUUCCAUGGAUGGCCAGAGGGAUGAAAUGAAUUAGAUGUGUUCACUUACAAACUGUAAAGCCUCUUUCUUGAAUAACAGUAUCUAAUAUACGCUUUCUCAUUAAGCAUUCUUGGUGUACAGUUCUCUUUUUCAGGAGCUGGCAAUCAGCUAAAACAGUUUAAAUGUCUUCAAUCUUAAAAAAACAAACAAAAAAAAAAUAAAAAAACUGAACCUAAAAAGUUCUGAGAUUUGCUUCAUGCCAAGGAGGCAACCUCAAUGUAUGAAUUUUGAAAAACCUUAAGUUUAAUAACUUGUUUUAAAGACUACUAAAUCAACCAACCAGCACAAUACAGUAUCAUCUGUUAAUGAGCUGGUCUCUUGGCAAAGUUUAUUCCUCAGUGUGUUGUUCUCAUGGCGUGUACAGGAAAAUGCUGCCUUGCACAGAAUACGAGGGCAAGUACAUUAUGCUCCUCAAACUAUCAACUUGUAAUUAUAGCAUCUUUUGCAACGUGUGCCUUAAGAAAAGUCAUAGUCCCAGUAGAUGCACUCAGGUGGUUUGGCUUUGACUGAGCACACACUGCAUUAGAUGUCACAGGAAUAAGAAAAAAUAAAAAUAAAAACAUUAACAUGUGAUUCACUGUGCAGUGCACUGCGACUUCUUACAUCUCUUUGUGUUCUAAUGUGCAAUAUUGUUAAGUGGUGGAAAGCGGCAGGAGGCUUGACACUAAGCCAAGGCUGUGAAUGUUGAUGAUAAGUGCUGCUACGUUACAUGCUGUAUGUUCAGACAGAAAUCUAUAGGAGCCAAAAUGUAUUAUUUCUUUUAAUGUAUCCAUUUUCAAGAUUGCAGAUGCAGCCUUUAUUGUUAUUUGUAGCUGUAGAUAAGCAUGAUACUGUCAGUGUGUUUCAAAAACCAGAGAUUUUUCCCAAUAAGAGCAAAACAGUUUUAUUACGUGAAGCCAAAUUUCUACAUGUAUAUAUUUAUAUAUAUGAGACUCUCCAAUGUACCCGUACAUGAGAACUUUCCUUAUCUAACAGUGGUCACACUGAAAUUAGAUCUUAACAUUAUCUACUUUAUGUUAACGUCAUUGUUCUUGCAUGGGAAACAUGUAGGAUUUGGACACAUCCUAGUUAACCCUCUCAGUUAACCGCUGCGGGUCUUGUGAAGUUAUUUGUUAUUUCUGAAUGGGCCCUUGCUUUGUUGUUAUUUAAUUUACAAUCAAAAAUUCUAAACAGAUAGCAAAUGCUUGAUUUCAGUCUUACAGAGCUACCUACUACUCUAGGUGUUAUUGUGACACAUUUAAGCUUUGAUAAAGUCAGUGGAUACCAGAACACUGUAGUGCUUCUCUGGUAAGGAUAUCUAUUAAAACAUUUUAUAUGUUUUCACAAUGAUACUUCUCCUGUGUUAGGGGUUUAUUUUUCUACCAGGGUCUUCCUACCUUCCUGCACAAACCAGAGACUGCACAGAUUUUUUUUAUUUUUUUGUAAAUUAUAAUGCACAUAUUGGAUAUUGCAGUUGUUUAAAACUGUUGAUGUUACGCUUUUUCAAAUAAAAAAAUAAAAAUAAAUCCAAGGUGUUGAUGCAUUAAUUUUAAACGCCACAUUGUGCCUGUGUGAUCUUUUAACUCAUUGACAAUUUAAUUCUAGAUUAUUCUACUCAGCAAAAACAUUCCAGGAGCAGACAUGUUGACCCAAAAUGUGUGACAUAUGGAGCGGUGAAGUGCCGGCCUGUGUCACUUACUGCUACUCUAAUUUGAAGCCAUGUCCCCAGUUCCAGUCUGCUGGCUAUCUCAGACGUCCUGGCAUCAUU
Messenger RNA from Mugil cephalus (flathead mullet), 5110 nucleotides. RefSeq names its product inward rectifier potassium channel 2-like. Lineage: Eukaryota; Metazoa; Chordata; Actinopteri; Mugiliformes; Mugilidae. Gene Ontology annotation, biological process: regulation of monoatomic ion transmembrane transport; potassium ion import across plasma membrane. Bases 1809 to 3125 code for a protein of 438 amino acids. The record is from RefSeq and is a predicted model, not a curated record. Gene Ontology annotation, molecular function: inward rectifier potassium channel activity. The transcript is spliced from 2 exons. Gene Ontology annotation, cellular component: plasma membrane.